Molecule: messenger RNA, 276 nt
Organism: Entrophospora candida
Lineage: Eukaryota; Fungi; Glomeromycota; Glomeromycetes; Entrophosporales; Entrophosporaceae
Source: the annotation of a GenBank genome assembly
AUGAUUCAGGAAUAUACUCAAGCUAUUGAUUGUAUCGUCCCAGCAAAAAUAAGUUCCAAGAUCAUCUCUGGAUUUCUUCCAGAGACUGCCUCAAAUCUUUCAAUAGGAUCACAUACACAUUGUAAAAAGCCUAAAAUGCGUGGAAGGCCUAAAGAUGGUUUUACCUGGAGUUACUUUGACGAUGACGAAAAUGGCACAUAUUGGGUUUGUCAAGUAAAGACACCAAUUUCUCUAGACCAUCCAGAGGGUACAUGUAAUAAAAAUAUGCAAACAUAG